This is a messenger RNA of Pistacia vera, 610 nucleotides long. Its product is annotated as diphthamide biosynthesis protein 3-like. The transcript is spliced from 2 exons. Gene Ontology annotation, cellular component: cytosol; nucleus. Lineage: Eukaryota; Viridiplantae; Streptophyta; Magnoliopsida; Sapindales; Anacardiaceae. Gene Ontology annotation, molecular function: metal ion binding. Bases 67 to 315 code for a protein of 82 amino acids. Gene Ontology annotation, biological process: protein histidyl modification to diphthamide; tRNA wobble uridine modification. The record is from RefSeq and is a predicted model, not a curated record.
UAUCGUUCUUCUCCUUAAAACAAAUAAACCCUAGGCCCCCAAAAAAAGACCCUAAAACCAUAGAUAAUGUCGUACGACGACGUGGAGAUCGAAGACAUGGAGUGGAACGAGGAGCUGCAGGUGUAUACGUACCCCUGCCCAUGCGGCGACUUGUUUCAAAUAUCCAAAGACGAGCUCCAACGCGGCGAGGUAAUGGCGAAUUGCCCCAGCUGUACCCUUUUCAUAACGGUAAUUUACAACAUCGAAGAUUUCCUCGACAAGAAACAGAAGGAUAAGUUCGAACCCUCCAAACAACAGCCAGUUGCCGCCGCGUAAUUUGAUGAAACGUUUCCAGGUAGCUUGGGCUAAAUAUGGAUACUAAAUGGCAGAAGAUAUCUUUCCUAAAGAGUUAAGAAGUUUUGUUCGGGAUUGUCAGUAAUUGAUAGUGUUUUUUUUUUUACUAUUAUAUAUAUCUGAUUGGCGUGAUUGUUACAAGGGUCUUAUUAUGGAUACACAAUGGCAUAGAGGGAUCUUUACAGGGGAUUUUAAGUAAUUAGUGAACAAAUUUUUGUGUCCGGGUAGAGUGAUUGUUGUAAGGUUCUUGUUAUGUAUUUAUUAUGACUUGAUAUAA